This is a messenger RNA of Cryptomeria japonica (Japanese cedar), 1013 nucleotides long. RefSeq lists its product as uncharacterized. NCBI's taxonomy places the organism in Eukaryota, Viridiplantae, Streptophyta, Pinopsida, Cupressales, Cupressaceae. The record is from RefSeq and is a predicted model, not a curated record. The transcript has a single exon. Bases 227 to 673 code for a protein of 148 amino acids.
CUGUUAUAAAUCCGUAGUAGACAAUGUAUUUCGAUGUCUUCAAGUAUUGGUAACAUUGUCAUACUGAUGAUGUCCUCAAUUUGCUUGACCACCCACAUAAUGUCUGGCUUCAGAAUUUACUGCAACAUCAUUUAGAUCUGCACAAGCAUCUCAAAGGAUUUAUGUGACAAAUUUGAGAAACCCAACUGAGAACAAUCUUGUGGGCUGUGCAUAGAUUUGAGCAAGCAUGAUGAAUUCAAGCUGUGUUGCAGGUUGCCUGGAUGCACAGGUUCCAGUGAGAUUGAAUUUCAUAAGCUUGUAUAAAUGGCCAGAUUCUGAUGCAGAGUUUGUUAGGGUGUUAAGCAUGGACAGAGAGGACAGCUGCUCAAAGAAGAUCACAAGAGUCACAUCAACACAUGAGAGCUAUGCUUGCAGACAGAUGUUCUUGAGGAGCUACACAUUCUCUAGGAAGGAGACUGUCCCUCAAAAGACCAAAAACAGUUUGAAGAAGGCCAAGCAGAGAUUGAUCAAGGUGAAGAAGAAUUUCACUCCGAAGGGAAUUCUGUGUCUGUUGGGAAAACUCAGAGCCAAGUUUUUCAAGGUUUCUUGUGCUGUUCUGGCUGCUAUCUUCACUUGUCUGUUGGCUUGUACUACCAGUGUGGAUGUCAAGAACCAGCAGCUGCUCAAGCCAUGAAAUCACAUUGGUGUGAUCUCUUUAUGAGGAUGUUUGAGAGGUCUUAUGGGGAUGUUUCAGUCCUUAACUAUUAUGGGUAGUUUCUAGUCUUGACUGGUUAGUAUGGGUUUAUGAUGGUUGGGUUGGUUGGAUUAAGAGCAUUUUGCUUUCAGGUCCUGCAAGUAAGGGCUUGAUGAUUUUGGGUACCUAUCUGUGUAGGAGAUUUGCUGCUUGCAGAUGCCUCCUAUGGACAGAUAUGAAUUAGUGGGGAUGUUAGCUAGCUUCUUACCUAUGUAUUGUAAUGUACUUUUGGGUACCAUUAUUAAGGAUCUUAUCAAUAUGUUAUAAAAAUUUCUGAUCA